AUGUCCAUCGAGUUGAGAAAAUCGAACAGCAAUGAGAAAACCACCACUCGUGUCAUCACUGGUCGUGCUACACAUCGUCCCGGACAAGAGCCGAUGAUCGCAAUCGCUCUCUCUGAUAUGGAAUACGUGAUGAGGACGGCCAGGUCAGCACGUUGUACUACUAGGGAUCGUGAGCCCGGCUGUACGUGCUGUUGCCAUCUGAAGUCGGCUGUUAGCAUUUCACCACGUACGGCCCAUUUCAGCGCAGCUGGUGGUCUCAGUAUGCACAAUAUCAUGAAUAUGAGUAAAACCAGACUUGCUAUAAAAAUCACUUGCUCAGACAAUUCUUUAUAUCGCGUCACACCGGUUUAUGCGAUUGUUGAGCCAGAUGAGGUGCUCGUUUUGAAUAUAGGCAGAAUAGAAGGAAUGCCGAAAAAGGAUCGCCUUGGAAUUUUGAUGAUCGAUUAUAAUGGUACUGGAAAUGCCAAGGAUGCAUUUAAGCGGACAGAUUUGCGGCCAGUUACGAUCAACAUUCCGUUAUUGGUCAAGGAAAGCUGAUGGAA
Messenger RNA from Cylicocyclus nassatus, 542 nucleotides. Lineage: Eukaryota; Metazoa; Nematoda; Chromadorea; Rhabditida; Strongylidae. The record is from the annotation of a GenBank genome assembly.